Lachancea sp. 'fantastica' is the source of this 1545-nucleotide messenger RNA. NCBI's taxonomy places the organism in Eukaryota, Fungi, Ascomycota, Saccharomycetes, Saccharomycetales, Saccharomycetaceae. The record is from the annotation of a GenBank genome assembly.
AUGGCGACGUUAGUACCACCGCCCUCGAAAAAGCAGAAAAAACAGGCCCAACAGCCUCGUGAAGUUGACGUUAUUCCGGACGAUCUGCCUCAUGUUCUCGUGAAAUUCCAAGCUUUCGACACCGGUGAGACUGUGGGAGGAUCCCUGCGGGUCCCAGGUGGCACCACUGAGCAGCAGCUUGAGCAGCUUCUCAAUCAGCUGCAAGGUGAAUCCGAUGAACCUGUUCCGUACUCCUUCAGCUGUCUUGUAGGUGGCCAAAAGGGCAAACCAGAGGAAGCAGUGGAUAUCAAAGACAGUAUAUACAGCUCACUGCUGAAACCUGGCCAUAAAACCACCGAAGACUUCCUCACCAUCGUCUUCACACCGCGUGCAAUUUUCAAGGUGCGUCCUGUAACGAGAAGUUCAUCGGCCAUAGCAGGUCAUGGAGCGACGAUCUUAUGUUCUGCAUUUGCACCAAACACAAGUGCACGCAUGGUAACCGGGUCCGGUGACAAUACUGCAAGAAUUUGGGACUGCAACACCAGUACGCCCAUGUACACUUUGAAAGGCCAUUACAACUGGGUUUUGUGCGUGGCAUGGUCACCGGACGGGGAAUUGAUUGCUACGGGAUCUAUGGACAACACAAUCAGACUUUGGAACGCUCAAAAGGGUGAAAGCUGUGGGGACGCUCUGAAGGGACACACCAAGUGGAUUACCUCGCUCGCUUGGGAGCCAGUGCACCUUGUGAAACCUGGCAACAAGCCCAGGUUGGCAUCGGCUUCCAAGGACGGAACCAUCAAGAUAUGGGAUACCACAAGACGUGUUUGCCUCAUGACCUUGAGUGGCCACACAAACUCUGUUUCCUGCGUCAAAUGGGGUGGACGCAAUGUGCUUUACAGUGGUUCGCACGACAAAACCAUCAGAGCUUGGGAUAUGAAUUCUUCGGGCCAGUGCAUCAACGUUAUGAAGUCACACGCGCACUGGAUUAAUCAUUUGUCGCUCUCCACCGACUACGCGCUUCGAGUCGGUGCCUUUGACCACACAGGCCAAAAACCUGCGUCGGCUGAAGAGGCUCAACAAAAAGCGUUGCAAAACUAUGAGAAAAUCGCUAAGAAGGGUGGCAAGAUCGAAGAAAUCAUGGUAACGGCUAGUGACGAUUUCACCAUGUACCUAUGGGACCCAAUUAAGUCUACCAAGCCCAUCACAAGGAUGACGGGACAUCAGAAGCUUGUUAAUCACGUUGCAUUUUCUCCAGACGGUAGAUACAUUGUUUCUGCGUCUUUUGACAACUCCAUUAAGUUGUGGGACGGCAGAAACGGCAAUUUUGUUGCCACUUUCCGUGGCCAUGUGGCCAGUGUUUAUCAGGUUGCUUGGUCUUCUGACUGCCGGCUGCUGGUGUCAUGCUCUAAAGACACUACUCUUAAAGUUUGGGAUGUAAGAACCAAAAAAUUGUCUGUCGAUCUUCCUGGCCACAACGACGAGGUCUAUACCGUCGACUGGAGUGUGGACGGUAAACGAGUUUGUAGUGCUGGCAAGGACAAAAUGGUGAGACUGUGGACUCAUUGA